CUGCAGAGCAGUGAGAGUCAGGUUUAACAAAGUCAAGUCUUCUGGGGGAAAACUGGCUCUAGAUGGAGAAACGGCGUUCGAAAAUGAGAUUUCUUUGUCAGAACUUUCUUAUCACCUGUCUGUGGCUUCUUCCCUUUGCGGUGCAGGAGACGUCCGAGCCUGUAAGCGUUGGGAGCCAACAGUGGAAGCAGGAGGAGGCAGAGACAGGCGAUGUGAAAGGAGCAGCACUGAAAGGAAAACACAUCUCCAAAGACUUAGAAAUCAUCCCUACCAAACAAAAAACAUCAGUGUAUGGCUCCCAUGGCUGGCCUCAGAACCUUUCACAAGCGACUGAUCAAUAUCUAUACCGCAACCCUCCAAAAGCUAAACCUCCAGCAAAAACACCCCCCAAAGCCAAGAAAAUCCUGGGCUGGGGUGACUUCUACUUCAAUGUGAAAACAGUGAAGUUCAGCCUCCUUGUUACGGGAAAAAUUGUAGACCACAUCAAUGGAACCUUCAGUGUCUACUUCCGUCAUAAUUCCUCUAGUCUGGGGAACAUAUCAGUGAGCAUUGUCCCUCCCUCUAAAGCUGUCGGAUGGGAGCUUCUGGAUGGUGCACCCAUGAGCAGUCAGAGCAAAAGCUCUGUCCCAUUUCCUGAAAUGACAACCCAGUUCCCCAACCAGUCUCAGUCCACCAGGUCUACUUCCACAGAGGAGCAGAAAUUUCAGCAAGACAUGAUGACGGCGACAGAGCUCAACUGCCGUGUGGAGUACCAGAGAACCAACCGGUCCAAGAAGACCAAGCCCUGCUUGUAUGACCCGGGACAGACCUGCUACUCAGAAAACACCCAGUCGCAAGCAGCCUGGAUCUGUGCCAAACCGUUUAAAGUUAUAUGCAUCUUCAUCGCCUUCAAGGGCACGGACUACAGACUGGUGCAGAAAGUUUGUCCAGAUCACAACUUUUAGACUUGUCAGAAUCAAGAUCAACUUGAUUUGUGUUUUAUGAAACUCAAAGUUUUUGCAGUUUCUACACGUUUCAUGAAUGUGAGAUUUUUUUCUAAAUUAAAACCAGAUUGUUUACUUUUGCCACACAACAUUGAGAAACAUUGAUUUUAACAAUUUCAUCAAAACAUUUGAGCUUUAAUUAUGACCCAUCAUCUGAAAAACAGCAGACUUUUAGUGUGUUAAAAUUGGAUAUCAGACGUUUUUCCACCGUUUACACAUAGAAAAUAGUUUUUGUGAUUUUUUUGGAGUGUGACCAUAUAGCACCAAUAUGUGAGUAAGUAAGAAGCGGGGUACAUCUUUCACAGUUUAUCCUGAAGCCAUAAAAGACAAUCAGACGUGCACAACUGACUCUGGAGGACAUAUAUCCCUACUUUGCACUGCAUGUGAGGGUUUGGUCAAAGGAGCCAGUUGGAGCAUUUGGAUUAAGCCCACAAACACAGAGUUUUCUAAAUGUACACAAAAGCCUCAGUCUUUUAACCAGAAGCUUCCUGCUGCUUUCAAACCAAACUACCAAAAAUCUCCAACAUAAAUUAAUUAAAUAAAAAACACCACAGAUUUCACUUGUAACAAAUGCGUUUUUAGCUCAAGGAUAAAAUAAACUGUACAUUUUUGAGAGCAUAGUUAUCACAAAAUGUGUGUGCGCGUGUGUUUUUUUUAUUUUUCAGUUCUCUUUUCAAACAUAAAACUAUUGUACGCUUGUAAAUUUCAACGGAGGUUAUUCUUGAAGAUCAGAGACGGACUGAGAUGAAAAACAUUGUUCACUUAAGUAAUCGUUUUUAUCAGUGAGGGAAAGCGCGCAUGCUCCUGACUGAUCCAGUAUGAUCUGCCCUCACACUCUUUGCACUUUGGAACUUUUCACUUUUCCCAAGAGCUCAACCGUCACAACUAUGUUUUCUCUGUCACUGCUGAAGACAUUGAGGCAGCGCCUCCUCACCAGGCUUUCAGGAGUUUUGGGGACAGAGGGGCACUUCAGUGCAAGCUCACGCAGGCGAGGCCUCAGCAGCGGCAGCAGCAGUGGGUGGACGGGACAGGAAAGCUUGGCCCAGGAUGAUCCAGAGAUGUGGAGUCUCCUGCAGCAAGAAAAGGAUAGGCAGUGCCGAGGGCUGGAGCUCAUCGCGUCAGAGAACUUCUGCAGCCGUGCAGCCCUCGAGGCACAAGGCUCCUGUCUGAACAAUAAAUACUCUGAGGGAUACCCAGGGCAAAGGUACUACGGAGGAGCAGAAGUUGUUGAUCAGAUCGAGCUGCUGUGUCAGCAACGAGCGCUCAGUGUUUUUGGUCUGGACCCAAACCUUUGGGGUGUCAAUGUCCAGCCAUACUCAGGAUCCCCUGCAAACUUUGCAGCCUACACUGCUGUGCUGCAGCCCCAUGACCGCAUCAUGGGCCUCGAUCUCCCAGAUGGAGGACACCUCACUCACGGCUACAUGACAAACAACAAGAGAAUAUCAGCCACCUCCAUUUACUUUGAAUCCACACCGUACAAGCUGGAUCCUCAGACAGGUCUAAUUGACUAUGAAAUGUUGGAAAAGGUUGCCCGUCUCUUCAGACCUAAAGUCAUCAUUGCAGGAACCAGUGCUUAUGCUCGCCUCAUUGACUACUUCCGUAUGAAGAAGCUGUGUGAGGAGGUAAAUGCUUACCUGCUGGCUGACAUGGCUCACAUCAGCGGCCUGGUGGCAGCUGGAGCUGUUCCCUCUCCUUUUCAGCAUGCCGACUUGGUCACCACAACGACCCAUAAGUCCCUUCGUGGAUCAAGGGCGGGUAUGAUUUUCUAUCGGAAAGGCGUGCGGUCCGUGGAUGCAAAAGGCCGGAAAGUUCUCUAUGACCUGCAGGACAGAGUGAACUUUGCUGUGUUCCCAUCACUUCAAGGAGGACCACAUAAUCAUGCCAUUGCUGGAGUUGCAGUUGCCCUCAAACAGGCUUCCACUCCCAUGUUCAAAGAGUACAUCGCUCAAGUGUUGCUUAAUUCCAAAGCUAUGGCUAAUGCUUUACUGAAGAAAGGUUACACCCUUGUGUCAGGUGGAACAGACAAUCACCUGGUCUUGGUUGACCUUCGACCUCGUGGGAUAGAUGGUGCUCGAGUUGAAAGAGUCUUGGAGCUGGUCUCCAUCACCGCCAACAAGAACACCUGUCCCGGGGAUAAGAGCGCACUCACUCCAGGAGGACUCAGGCUCGGAACACCAGCUCUGACCUCACGAGGACUAAAAGAAGCCGACUUUGAAAAGGUUGUAGAUUUUAUUGAUGAAGGGAUUCAGAUUGCCUUAGACAUUAAAAAGAAAACAGGAAAUUUGGCCAGCUUCAAAUCCUUCCUGGUGGAGGACACCAACACAGUAUCCACCAUGGCAGAGGUCCGCCAGCAGGUGGAGCUGUUUGCAAGACCCUUUCCCAUGCCAGGAUUUAAGGACCAUUAAAAAUUAAUAAACAUUAGGAUACUAUUCCCCAAUGACAUUGAAGCUGUAAUAUAACUAAACCUGCAUAUUUUGAUCAUGCUUUUAUUUGCCAAUGCCUUUAUAUUUGUAAUGACACACUGAUGAUUUAUGUGCAAAAUGUUAAAAUACAUACAGAUACAAAUCCUGAUAUUUAAAAUAAAAGAAUGUGCAUUUUUAUGACAUAAAGUAAGACCUUAACAUAAUAAAUCAAGACAUCUUUGUAAUUUUUUACAUUAUAAUAAGCUUAUUUUAAUUAAUGCAAUGUGAGCAGCUUUAGUGUUAUGGGAGAUGUCACCAUUCAUGUGUUCACUAACAAAUGGAACCUUAGAGUCCAACAUGGUUGAUUGCUGUAAGAACAGUUACUAAACUUAAAUCUACAUGAGUUCAAAUAAAGAUUUAUCUUCACAGG
Messenger RNA from Oryzias latipes (Japanese medaka), 3815 nucleotides. Its product is annotated as serine hydroxymethyltransferase, mitochondrial. Gene Ontology annotation, biological process: tetrahydrofolate interconversion. The record is from RefSeq and is a predicted model, not a curated record. Gene Ontology annotation, molecular function: pyridoxal phosphate binding; glycine hydroxymethyltransferase activity. Lineage: Eukaryota; Metazoa; Chordata; Actinopteri; Beloniformes; Adrianichthyidae. Gene Ontology annotation, cellular component: cytoplasm; mitochondrion.